ACUCUGAGCAUGCGCAACCUCUCGCUCAGUUCAGAGCACAUCACCACACUCCCGGACUCUAAAAUUUGCAAAACUGCCCUCGAUCUCGACGAAAAUGUCCUCUACGCGGUCUCAGAAAGUCGCACUGCUGAUUCUCAGGUGGAAAUCAAAGUCUGGAAGAUCCCUGACACAGGUCCAUCGACGCCAGAAAUGUUAGCGAUGUUCAUUACGGCUCCUUCUUCCAACGAAAGCGAGUCAGAUCAAGUUGCCGAACUACGGUUCCUCCCCGAGCGGCGCAGACUUUGCAUUCUGGUACGCGGAGGCGAUAUUGCGAUGGUACCGAUAGAUGAUGCGGAUCCAAUCCCUGAAGUCGAAGGUACAAUCGAGUCAGGGAUCUUGGCCGCAUCAUGGAGUCCGGACGACGAGCUUCUGGCCAUUGUCACCGGCGAGCGAAAGUUGACACUGAUGACUUCGACAUUCGAGAUGCUUUCCGAUACAUUUCUGUUCACGAACGAGUUGGGAGAAGACGCACAGGUCAAUGUUGGAUGGGGAUCCAAGCAAACUCAAUUUCACGGGUCCCUCGGCAAAGCCGCAGCCCAGGCCCCUACUCAGAAAACUGUGGGUACCAGUUCGGACGACGAUCAACGCACGCGUAUUAGCUGGAGAGGGGAUGGUGCUUUCUUCGUUGUUUCUGCGCUGUCUACAGUCGAGAGCCCGAUACCUCGUCGUGCUCUUCGUGUCUACGACCGUCAAGCUGUCCUUCAAUCAACCUCAGAACCGGUAGCCGGUUUAGAGCACCCUCUUUCCUGGCGACCAUCCGGGAACCUUAUUGCGGGAACCCAGAGGUUUGGAUCCCAAGAAGGGUUAGGAGCAGGCAACGAAGGCAGACACGAUUUAGUGUUCUUUGAAAGGAAUGGGCUAAGACAUGGGGAAUACCGAAUACGACAAGAAGAUAUCUCGAUACCAGUAAAUCGCACUGAUGCGGAGCGACGACGAUGGGGCUACAAAAUUAAGGAACUGAAUUGGAGUUCCGAUUCUAAUGUUUUGGGCAUCUGGAUCGAAGCAGACGAUAGGGAUAUACUUCAACUCUGGACAACGGGCAACUACCAUUGGUACCUCAAACAUGAAAUGGUCGCCCCGGCAUUAUCGGCGGAGCCUGCAAGGUUUACUUCCAUCGCGUGGCACCCUGAACACUCGUUAGAGAUCAUCCUGACUACUUCAACCCAAAUUAUUCGGCGGACAUUGAUGCUCGAAACCUGCACAUCAUCAACCAAACCUCCUAUCGAUUCCGGAACUGUAGCUGUUUUAGAUGGAGCCAAGAUUCUCCUGACGCCCUUCCGUGCCCAAAAUGUUCCGCCGCCGAUGUCGUCCUUCCAACUCACCCUCAGCAAUAUUUCCUCUCCAGCCCGUACUCCGGUCCACGUGACGCUUGGACCGCUCGACGAGACCCUUGCACUUUUAUGGGAAUCUGGUGAAAUUGAGCUCUGGGAGUUGCAAACGCGUAUUACACCUGGGCCAGGGAAAAUCAUGUCACCAAUUCGAAAGUUCUCUUCGACCGCCGCAGGACGACAGCGUCAAAUCGUCAUCCCGCAAUGGCCAGGAACAGUGCUUCUUCUCGGGAGCGGUCGGCAAGGCCACGAUCUUGUCACUGUCGUGCGGACAAUCGAGGGAGAGCCCUUGACGAUCGUUGAAAUGCCCACGUCCAGUGGCCGAUUGAUACCAUGCACGACUGAAAUUGACUCUGUAAUCUGGCAGGCUGGUGGCGGAGAACUUUCUAAAGUCGACCUAUUGGCCCGGUCUGUCGGUCGCAUUAAUGACGCGUCAUUCCCGGAAUUCUGUCCCGCAGCUCAAUGCAUCUCUGGGGCCGCGGCGGACAGCGACGUUGUCAUUGGUCUCGGUUCAUCGGGAAAACUUUACGCGAUUCCACUUUCCACGGGAGGGUGCCGAGUUAUCUCAGCAAAUGCAACUUCUUAUGUUGUCGCGUCUGGCUUCCUGAUCUACACCACCAGCGCACACGAGGCAGUUUUUGUCCCAGUCGCAUCUUUAUCGGUUGUUGGUGACAAAGAUUCAGAGAGUUGGGAGAAGCGACGCAUCGAGCGAGGCUCUCGGAUUGUGGUUGCGGUUCCCAGUGCCAUGGGCCUUGUGUUACAAAUGCCUCGGGGGAACCUUGAGACGAUCAAUCCACGGCCACUGGUCAUGGAAGUCGUUAGACAGGAUCUAGACGCGCGCAAUUAUCGCAAAGCCUUCCUGGCCUGUCGCAAACACCGGAUUGAUCUCAGCGUUCUAGUGGAGCACGACCAUGCCGCAUUCUUGGAUAACUUGAAGUCAUUUGUCGAGCAAGUUCAUGAGGUGGAUCAUGUAAACCUCUUUUUGACGAGUCUCGGACAGAGUACACAAAGCCCAGAGAAGGUUUCUGCGCUGUGCGAUAGUCUUCGGACAGAACUUGAGGCGAAAGACCUGACGAAAUACGUCAACUCCAUCUUGACUGCGUAUAUAGUAAAAACCCCAGCAGAGCCUGAGGCCGGGUUGACGCUGUUACUUCGCUUGCGAGACACAGACCCUCACCUUGUCGAAGAUGCAGUCAAAUAUAUCAUCUUUCUCAUGGAUGCGAACAAGCUCUUCGACACUGCGCUAGGGAUGUACGAUUUCUCGCUAGUGCUCCUAAUCGCCCAGCAUGCCCAGAAGGACCCUCGAGAAUAUUUACCGUUCUUACGGGAGUUGCGGUCCCUUGAGACGCAUUACCAGCGGUUCCGGAUUGAUGACUAUCUAAAGCGGCCGGAACGAGCCUUGAGGCACAUCCACCUCGCAGGAGCAGAUCGUUUCGAGGAGGCUGUUAGCUACAUCGAGAAACACCGGCUACACGAACUGGCCAUAUCGAUCUGGAAGGGCACGGAUCAGUACAAUGCAAGUUGCCCAUCUCCUUUCUUUCCUUGGUUGACUUUUCGACAGAAAGUGCUUGAAGUCUACGGUGAUUGGCUUUUCGAGCGUCGCGAUUUUAGGCAAGCAGCGUCAAUCUACAUUCAAGGAAAUGCGCUAUCAAAGGCGAUGGUGGCACAAGAGAAAGGGCUCGACUGGCAAGAGCUGUUCGACCUAGCGAGCCAAACGGGCGUGUCUGAGGAAGAUGUUGUCGCUAUGGGUUAUCGUGUUGCGGAGGAUCUUGUCUCGAAGAAACGACCAGCAGAAGCUGCACGUGUCCUACUCGACUACGCCCAAGAUACAAGAGAGGCGGUCAUUGCGCUUGCUCAAGGGAACCUCUUUUCGGAGGCGCGGAGAAUAGCCACAUUGCACGAUUCGCCAGAAUUGUUGGUGGAUGUUAUCCAUCCAGCGGCGCUUGAUAGUAGGACACAGAUAUCGGAAGAGCUCGACGAGAUGAAGGAGCAGCUUCGGAAACAGUUGAACCGAAUACGGGAACUGAGGGUGAAGAAGCUUGAGGAGCCGGAUGCAUUCUAUGGCGCUGAAGACGAUGUAAACCUGCACAACGUUGACGCCAUGACCGAUAUUUCUAUGGCCCCGACAGCAUUUACGCGGUACACAGUCGCACCGACAACAAUCUCCCGAUCGUCUACUAGGAAAACAUCGCGCUCCAGGCAGAAAAGCGAGCGCAAAGCGGGCCGGAAGGGUACCGUGGAGGAGGAAGAGUACCUCCUCAAGUCUAUCACGAAGCUUGUCGGGCGUUUCAAUGCUUCACAAGUCGAUGCAAGACAGUUACUUCCGCAUCUCGCCCAGUUCACACCGGAGCAUGUAGCGGAGGGCGUCGCGCUGCAAGCGGAGUUGUCAGAGUUUGAAGCGGAGUUUGCCGCUGCGGUGGAUGAGAUUUGGACACUACCAGCAAAGCCGGCGUUGGAGGCGGGUGUCCCCGAGCUGCCCGCGAAGCCUAGCGAUCCUCUGGAGAAGGUGCCAAAACCUGAUUCGAAGGGACCAGAUGAGUGGCGGAUGAAGUUGCUUGUACGAUGA
Messenger RNA from Mycena indigotica, 3933 nucleotides. RefSeq names its product polymerase II transcription elongation factor. Bases 10 to 3933 code for a protein of 1307 amino acids. The transcript is spliced from 19 exons. Lineage: Eukaryota; Fungi; Basidiomycota; Agaricomycetes; Agaricales; Mycenaceae. The record is from RefSeq and is a predicted model, not a curated record. Gene Ontology annotation, biological process: tRNA wobble base 5-methoxycarbonylmethyl-2-thiouridinylation. Gene Ontology annotation, molecular function: tRNA binding. Gene Ontology annotation, cellular component: elongator holoenzyme complex; cytosol.